Molecule: messenger RNA, 1443 nt
Organism: Phacochoerus africanus (Common warthog)
Lineage: Eukaryota; Metazoa; Chordata; Mammalia; Artiodactyla; Suidae
Gene: UBE2D4
Product: ubiquitin conjugating enzyme E2 D4 (putative)
Exons: 7
Coding region: 94-537 (147 amino acids)
Biological process (GO): ubiquitin-dependent protein catabolic process; protein polyubiquitination
Cellular component (GO): nucleus
Molecular function (GO): ubiquitin conjugating enzyme activity
Source: RefSeq, a predicted model, not a curated record
CCAGCCUGCAGCGCUGCGCGGCGGCCGAGCCGGCAGCGGGCCGCCUCUGGCAGCCCCGGGCCGGGCGCCCCCGUCCCCAGCAGCGGGGGUAGGAUGGCGCUGAAGCGGAUCCAGAAGGAAUUAACCGACUUGCAGAGGGACCCUCCUGCCCAGUGCUCCGCAGGACCUGUGGGAGACGACUUGUUCCACUGGCAGGCCACCAUCAUGGGCCCGAACGACAGUCCCUACCAAGGAGGCGUUUUCUUCCUGACCAUCCACUUUCCUACAGAUUAUCCUUUCAAGCCCCCCAAGGUCGCUUUCACAACCAAAAUCUAUCACCCCAACAUCAACAGCAAUGGCAGCAUCUGCCUUGACAUCCUGCGCUCCCAGUGGUCUCCAGCGCUGACCGUGUCCAAAGUUCUCUUAUCCAUCUGUUCUCUGCUCUGUGACCCCAACCCCGACGACCCUCUGGUGCCAGAGAUAGCCCACACCUACAAGGCCGACAGAGAGAAGUACAACAGACUAGCGAGAGAGUGGACCCAGAAAUACGCCAUGUAAGUGCCUCUGAGGUUUGACAGGAGCCACUGUCCUCGAGCCGGGAGCCGUGAAACUGAGCUGGUGGCUGAGCCACUCACAGAGCGUCAUCUCUCCUGCAAACAAAUCCUGGUCGCCCACCUUCUCCAAGCACAGCCUGUUGGCACCACUCUCAGCCGUCGUGGUUUCGCCAACGUCACAUCUUUGAUGCCAGAUCAGUCGUCACUGUUAAUGCUCUGCAGCCUUCCUGGCUCCACUGGAACCAAUCUCUCGGCCUCUGUGGGGAGCUGUGCACCUGCCCCUCCCGGCCACCAAGGUGCCUCACAGGGGCAGCAGCCUGGCCCCUUGCCCCACGUCCUCUGCCUUGUAGAAACUCAGCGCCAGCCUGGGAGCCCCCGGGCGGCGCGGGUAGGCUUUCCGCGCAUCCCUUCUGCCGCCAACCACAUCCUGAAGAGUCUCAACUCAUCCCAGGAGCUCCCGGGAAUCAGAAACAGUGUCCCUGGAAGCGGAGGCCGUGCCCCCUCCUCCCAGCAGUCUUCCUUGGCUGUGCCUCCCGCAGGCACCCUCCCCAUGGGCUGAGAAGCAGCAGAUGAAUAUCGGGAUGUCAGGCAUGUAACACGCCAGGAGAGACAACUGUCCUUUUAGAAGCAAGAGCAAAAUUAUGAAACUGGAGCGAUUUGGGUCAUGCUUUUCUAUCUGAUAAGGUAUCGCACUGCCCUCCUCCUCCCGCUCAGAGCCUGCACUAGGGCCCAGGGUGAGCCGUUCACCGACUGGAACACAGGGAGAGAGGGGGACAGCCAUUACCCUACAUGAUAACUGACGUUUAAGUCAACUCCUUUUUUUUUUCCAAGCAGAAGAGAAGAUAUGGAAACUUUUGACAGGUUCUUCAAGAGCCUCGAAUUAAAAAUAGCCGAUCAGGUGGUAACUGGC